Molecule: messenger RNA, 2109 nt
Organism: Pseudo-nitzschia multistriata
Lineage: Eukaryota; Bacillariophyta; Bacillariophyceae; Bacillariales; Bacillariaceae
Source: the annotation of a GenBank genome assembly
AUUCCCCACGUUCUCGGAAGAAUCACAAAAGACCGCACCAUGGAGCGACAAAAAACCAGAACGAAAAAGAAAAAGACGCAAAAGCCACCAAUGGGAUUUAAGAAGGCUCCCCAAGCUCCAAAACGGUUCAAAAGGUGAGUUCGAGAGUGUAUCCGUUUGGUAGUUUUGCAUGGUCGCGUGCUGUGCCCUUUUUGGGUGUUGAUGCAACUCUUUUGCAAGGACACUGGUGUGCAGUGCGUAUUCCGUAUUCGCAGUCUAAGCCAAAUUGAUUCUUGCUGUUGCUUGUUUUACAUUGUGGUUCAGCCCGUACAUUCUUUUUAGCAUUAGCAAGAUGCAAGAAUAUAGGGUCCUCAACAAGAAUACCAAGGUAACAUGUUUCUCUAGUCUGAUCUCGAAGGAGUGGAGGGGAUUGUCAGAACAUGAAAAGAAAAAAUGGAAAGCGAUCGCAGAAAAGGACAAACUUCGAUACAAUGCCGAAAAGAGCUUGUACAAAGGCCCAUGGCAAGUGCCGACAGAACGCCCACGAAAGGUAGGUUUACUAAGUCGCUCCAGCUCUCGUUCAUUCAUGCUAUCAAAUGAAUAUGCUCACCCGUUGCUAUCAUCUUAUCUGGACCCAUCUCUUAGGACCCGAAUGCUCCGAAACGACCACCGUCCGCAUUCCUGAACUACAGCCGAACACGGCGUACGGCCUUGAUCGAAGAGAAUCCGCAUAUGAAGAACACGGAUAUAUCCAAACUUCUUGGCAAAGAAUGGAAGGCCGCGCCACAACAAGUUCGCCAACCCCACAUCGAUAAAGAGCUGUAUGAACGAGAAGUUUAUCAUAAGAAAAUAACUGCAUGGCGAACACAAAAUCUAGAAGCAAGUGUGGCCACGAAGAGCAAACAGCAGAAACUAUCCGCCAUAGGCGAUCAAAAGAGGCUACCGGAAGAAGCUCGUCCAGGCCCAUUGCAACCGUCUCCACCACUACGGGCCAUAGUGCCAUCUCUUUCAUUUCCGUCCGUUUCACCUCCGCGUCCAGAGUUAUCCGGUUCUAUCCAAGAGCCAGAACGAAAGAUUUAUGUGUGGGGCAGUAGUUCCCCAGUCGAAGGGCCAGCACCAAGCGACGCGAUGGCGUUGGACAACUACCGUUUGACAAACCAGGGGAUGCUGUUACCCUCGGUUCCAUCGGAGAAAAGGCAAGGAACCAGCUCCGCGGGGGACGUCCAUACCGGGCAGCAAUCCUCUACAGACUAUUCGGACCGUGCUUUUGUAUCACAGCAACCGCCGCUCCUGCCUUCUCCACCGAUGCUUUGGCCGAAACCAGCGAUGAUGACUCCCAACAGAUGCCAAAGCAUCACGAAUCCUAGUCAACCGCCAAAUAAUAAUGCGUAUGCAGGUGAGAAUAUCCAGGCCUUUGUACAGGGAAUCGUCUCUUCCUACACGAGUUUCAUUUUCUCCUAACAAACUUGCUCUAAUGCUUUUUCUCGGUUUGCCUUCUCGCAAUACCUGCUCCCUGUCACCGAUGUCUACCCCAUUCGGCAACGACCUCGCAGAAAAAAUCAAGCUACCGGAAAUGCUUCUACCACCACCCAAGCAGCUGGUGCCGGUCUCUACACCAGUGCCGGCCCCCGUGACCCCUAUGCAGCAGCCGCGAAACAGAUCGACCACCGAUUUCCAAAACCUGUUUUUCCCGGCAAUUUUUGACGACUACGAUUCUGCGAACAACAACAUCGUAGAGAACACCGACCUGGAUUUGUUGCUCACGGACUGAUCCAUCCAUCGAUGCCAUUGUGGACGAAUGGAUCGAUUGGUUGCAAUGCUGCGAAAAGGGCAUCGUCAAAAAAUCGAGCAGCAUGCUGCUAUUCCUUCAUAGAAUGCCAUGUCAUGCAAUGUCGUAUCCUAUCAUUUACAUCAUACCAUUACAUCAUUCAUCACCGACAAGGCAACUACAAUAGCGACACAAAAUCCCCUGGUCGUCUUUCGAGCCUCUCGAAGAAAUCAGAGAAGGGCUAGCGUGGCACAGGAUUGAUGUCGUCUCCACUGUUUGUUUCUACGAGUACGCGCUUCCCCACAUUUUUUACCACCGAAGGAGACGAAUCUUUUCUCGAUCACUAAAUUUACAACACUCUG